AUGGAAAAUAUCAUCAAAGAAGAACCACGAAAAAGAACAACUAUAUAUCUUAGUGAUAUUCAUGUAAAGAACGCUGAUUAUUUUCAACCAGCAUCAACCAUGAUAUCAUCUUCGAAUACUCAUGAAACUGAAAUACAUGUAGAUAAAUUUCAUCAAACAGAAGAUAAUGAUAAUGAAAAAAUUGAAUUAACUACACUUAAUAAUCAUUUUGAAAAUUAUCUUAAUAAAAUCAAAAUUUUAGCUAAUAUAAAUAUUAAUCUUCGUCAUGAAAUUGUUAAUAUUUUACAAACAUAUAUGGGACAUAUGAAAGAAGAAAAACAAAAUGAUAAUAAUAAUAAUUCUAAUUCAUCAGAAAUUGAAUUUAAUAAUUUACGUCGACAAUUAAAUAAUGAAUUACAAAAAUUGAUAUCAAUACAAACACGUUUACAACGUGCUAAUUAUGAUACAAAAUACUAUAAAAAUAAAGUAAAAUUAUUUUCAAAAUCGAAUCAAUAUGAAAUAAUUCAACAACAGCUUAAUGUUAAUUUAUAUGAAUUAAAUCUAUUAAAAGAACAAUUUGAAAAACAACAAGAAAGUUUACUAUCAUACAAAAGACAAUACAACGAAUAUAUGUUAAAAUUAAUUGAAUACACAAAUGAAUAUAAUAAAAUAGCAUAUGAACGUAUGCAAAAUGAAAAUUCUUUAUAUACUCUUAACGAACAAUUAUUAUUUGAACAUGAAUAUAGUAAAAAAUGUCAAGAAGAAUUUGAACAAUUAGAAAAAAUUCAAUAUGAUUUAAAUAAUGAAUUUAAUAAAACAGAAUUUAAAAAAAUAAUUGAAAAAAUUCGUCAAGAUUAUGAAAGUUAUAAUGAAAUUCAAGUAUCAGAAUUAGAACUAUUCUAUAAAACAAAAAUUGAUUUAAUGCAAAAUAAUUUUCAAGAAAAUGAAAGUGAAAAUCAUUCAGAAGAAAUAAAACACUUAGAAGAACAAAAUCAAUCACUUGAAAAAAAAUUAAAACAACUUAAAAAUGAGCUUCAUCAUAUAAGUGAACAAAAUCAACAACAAUACGAAUUAUCAUAUAAUGAAUAUCAUCAAUUACAAAUUCAAGUAUCUGAUAUAGAAUCUCUUAUUUUAGAUUUACGCAAUAAUACAAUUCAAUUAUCAUCAGAAAUAAAUACAUAUCGAUGUUUAUUGACUAAUCUUGUUUCAUCAUUUCAACAGACAAACAAACCUUCUUCUCAUAGACAACAAGCAAAUAAUAUUAUUUUUCAUUUUCGAAAUGGAUUACUCUAUGUUAGAAUUUAA
Rotaria sordida is the source of this 1284-nucleotide messenger RNA. The record is from the annotation of a GenBank genome assembly. NCBI's taxonomy places the organism in Eukaryota, Metazoa, Rotifera, Eurotatoria, Philodinida, Philodinidae.